AUGCAGAUCGUCAAUCUUUCCGCCCUGAGCCUCUUUGUCGCUUCGGCCUUUGCUGCCGACUGCUUCGGCAACACCCAGAGCGGCAUCUCCAAGUGGGCUGAUGCCUACUGGGAUGCUCGCGCCAAGAUGUGCGGCAACACGGAUUGCGAGUACCAGAAGGACUGCACCACUCGAUCCUCCAAGACCAUCAAGGGUCUUGCUUCUAUCACUGUCAACGUUGCCCUCAGCCGCAAGCACACUGGUAGCCAGAAGGGAUUCAAGGACUGCUGGGACGCCACUGAGAACAUUAUCAACCAGUGUGUCAAUUCCGAGCAAAAGUUGUCUGGCACUUGGGAGUACAACGGCCAGCUGUACCAGUUCAACGCCUGGUACUCUUAG
Molecule: messenger RNA, 378 nt
Organism: Fusarium keratoplasticum
Lineage: Eukaryota; Fungi; Ascomycota; Sordariomycetes; Hypocreales; Nectriaceae
Exons: 3
Coding region: 1-378 (125 amino acids)
Source: RefSeq, a predicted model, not a curated record